Molecule: messenger RNA, 300 nt
Organism: Rotaria socialis
Lineage: Eukaryota; Metazoa; Rotifera; Eurotatoria; Philodinida; Philodinidae
Source: the annotation of a GenBank genome assembly
AUGUGUCCGGUUGUUCCAGAAGAGAAUAAAGGCAUGAGUGGCGGUGCCAUAUUUCUCAUCACUAUUUUCUGUUUCGCAUGUGCUUAUUUAGUUGGCGGCUUUUUAUUUAUGCGUUUGAAGCGUGGCGCUCGUGGCAUUGAUCAAAUACCGAAUUUGGAAAUGUGGCGUAAAUUAGGCCAUUUUACUGCUGACGGAUGUGAUUUUUGUUGCCGCUGUAAGACAAAUGUACCCAGACCAGGAUAUAUUAUUGAUGAAACAGAACCAGAUAUACAUGGUGAUGAUGAUAUUCUUGCGCCAUAA